CAGAGAUCCAUUGUGUGACAUCAAUAGAACAAGUGUUUACACCCUUAAAAGAACACCAAGUCCAGACACUGAAGAUUUUCACUUUGAGGGAAAUGAGAAAGAGACGACAUGCACAUGAGCGAGAAUAGAGGAAGCUGGGAGUUUCAACCUGAGGAGACCCUAAUAGAGGAUUCUGGUGAGUUUCCAUCUUGCUUGGCCCAGGCGAACCUCAACGGGCAGAAAGAGGACCCCUCUGGAGGUUGUUCUGUGGAUGUCCCAGGUCCAUCUUAUCAGAAUGAAGAUAUAACGUCAGAGAGUUGGAGGCAACACAGGAAGCAUAUGUUUGUGCUGAGCGAGGCAGGUAAACCUAUCUACUCGCGUUAUGGCAACGAGGAGGCCUUGUCCUCCACCAUGGGUGUUAUGAUGGCGCUGGUCUCCUUCGUCCAGGCUGGAGGCAACACAAUUCAAUCUAUUUUUUCAGAUAAUCGCACAGUGGUAUUUUUGCAGAAGGGGCCGCUGGUGUUUGUAUCCGUUUCUGCCACUCGCCAGUCUGAGCAGCAGCUCCGCAGUGAGCUCCUCCAUGUUUAUCAUCAGAUAGUCAGCCUGCUCACGCAGGCCAGCAUAAUUCGUAUCUUUGAGCGCCGGAAGAACUAUGACCUACGGCGUCUGCUGUUUGGCUCAGAGAAGAUUCUGGACAGCCUUCUCGAUGUCAUGGAUUCUGAUCCCGGCUUCAUGCUCUCGGCGGUCCAGUGCCUGCCUCUGCCAUCCUCUUCCAGAGACGUUCUCAGUCAAAUCCUACAGAAAGCCGUCACCCCGAAUCUGGUCUUUUCCUUUCUCAUUGCCAAUAACCGACUUGUCUCCAUCGUUCAGGAGAAGACGGUCCUGGAGGAUGCUAGGCUAAAACCCAGUGACCUUCAUCUCCUCUUCAACCUCAUCAGAGCCUCUGCUUUUCAGGCUGGAGAGAUAUGGACGCCCAUCUGCCUGCCUCUGUUCAAUCAUGACUGCUACUUUUAUGCUUAUGUGGCAUAUCUAGACCCGCCCGCAUGUACUGUAUGCCUUGUUCUUCUGUCUACAGAUAAAGAAGCUUUUUAUGCCAUGGCAGAGUGCAAAAGGAAAAUUGAAGAAGCUUUCGCAUCCCAGAAUGCCUUGCAGUGUGUGGCAAACACUCAGAUGAGCUGUUUUGAUAAUAUUGGUGUAGCUAAUCUCAGGCACUUCCUGUACAAGCCCUCAAAUGUGCAAGAACACCAUCGCAAGCUUCCACAGUUCACAUGCCCAGAGAUGGAUGUGGCAUACAGAACCCAGGAUGAGAAGAUACAUUUGCUGGAUCUGUAUCGAAACAUGCACAAUCGUAUCCACAGUAUGUCACGGCCCCUUAAACUUAUCUACCAUUCUGCAGAAAGAGAAACUGUGCUGGCGUGGGUCACUAGCAAGUUUGAGAUGUACGCCUGCUUUACUCCUCUUAUCACUAAGAAAUCAGCUAUCAGUGAACUCACUAAACUGCUGCGUUGGAUCAAAAAGGAAGAGGACCGUCUCUUUAUCUGUAAUCUCUCAAAAUACUCCACUACCCCGCAGCCAGGCAGGAGUUCUACAGACAGGGGAGCCCUUCUGUCUCUCUUGUAG
This is a messenger RNA of Rhinichthys klamathensis goyatoka, 1599 nucleotides long. It is a transcript of the gene mon1ba, whose product is annotated as MON1 secretory trafficking family member Ba. Lineage: Eukaryota; Metazoa; Chordata; Actinopteri; Cypriniformes; Leuciscidae. The coding region runs from base 109 to 1599 and encodes 496 amino acids. The transcript has 4 exons. Gene Ontology annotation, biological process: vesicle-mediated transport; protein targeting to vacuole. The record is from RefSeq and is a predicted model, not a curated record.